GAAAAUUUGCAGGCAGCAUCCUGAGGUGAUUAUCUACCAAAAAGACCAAGGGUGGCAUGGGGAAAAAUGCAUGGAUUUUGGGAUAUGCCGUGGUGGGGCGAAAACAGGCUGAAAACUCGCACCGUCGCGCGGUAGCGCCCAUGCCAUGGAGCCAUUGGCUGGAGGUCGUCCACAGCAAGUUUGGGGCGAUUUGGUCGAGCAGAUUUCGCUGGGCGGGAUGGGGUAGUGCGGAAGUUGGCACGAUAGCAGAGCAUCAGCAGGCCGUGAACCUCGAAAUCGUGCGGGCCAUGGCGUUGGUGGCGCAGCACAGCACGGACGGCCGAGCAUUAACCCCAAAACUGAAAAAAUGGGCAUUUUUGAAGGGGGGAUGCACGCAUGCUGCCGUUCUGCUGGGGGUUGGGGCUGGGGCUGGGGCUGGCCGCAGCAACGCAGCACAAGACCUAUUGCAUCGCGGCAGCAGCAACGACUGUGGCAGCAAUUGGGAGGAGCCGAGCGGCAGGAAGGGCGCACCAUGCGUGAGUAGCAGUAGCAACUCAACCAACUCCCACGACGUGCAGCUCACUACUCAGAAGUUUCCCGGAGUUGCUUAUUUCCUGCCGCUGCCCAUUGCCUGCCGUUGCUCAUUGCUUGCUUCUGCUCACUUCCUACCAUUGCUCACUUCCUACCAUUGCUCACUGCCCAUUGCUUACUACAAGACGUUUUAACCUUUUUUCUUAUAAAAAAAUGAUAGCAAU
This is a messenger RNA of Rubroshorea leprosula, 734 nucleotides long. NCBI's taxonomy places the organism in Eukaryota, Viridiplantae, Streptophyta, Magnoliopsida, Malvales, Dipterocarpaceae. The record is from the annotation of a GenBank genome assembly.